AUGCCACCGUGGCUAGCGUUCCUGUGUAAUCUCCUGGCACUGGUAGCUUUGGGAUGGUUUAUCGCGGUAUGGGCAUUGUGUCUGCUUGGAUGGCAGGUUGCAUACAAACUUUUUGCGAACCCAUAUCCCCGCUCUCCGCUCUCCUCGGCGCAAACGGAGGAACCCGCGCCGAGCGUAUCAAUUCUACGACCGCUUGCUGGCCUCGAUUGUAAUCUGUACACCAACUUGUGCUCAUCUUUUGAGCAACACUACCCAGUCGACCUAUUCGAGGUCAUUCUCGGCGUCAGGUCCGAGCAUGACCAGGCGCUCAGUGUCGCACGCCAGGUGGUCGCACAAUAUCCACACAUUCACAGCCACAUUGUCGUGGGCGACGUAGAGGCAGGCGUCAACCCCAAAAUCAAUAACCUGGUUCGCCCGUACGCUCUGGCGAAACAUGAUCUUGUUUGGGUGGUAGAUAGCCAAGUCUGGCUUUCUCCGCACGCCUUGGGGCGUGCCGUCGACGCACUACUUGCGAAACCACCGGUACCCAAACCGCAAUGCAUUUAUCGCACACCGCAUGGGAGUCGCACCGGUCUAGUCCAUCAUGUGCCGCUCGGUGUGCUACCGGCAAAUACGUGGGGUUCGCACAUUGAGCGUGCAUUCCUCAGUACGUCCCACGCAAAGAUGUAUUUGGCAAUCAAUGCCGUUGGCAUCGACAGUUGCGUCAUGGGAAAGAGCAACAUGUAUCGAAAGAGCGACUUGGAUCGUGUGCCGGACGCUUUUUUUGCGUACAAUGCCGAUUCGGCGUCUGACGAGCAACACAUGAUUGGGAGCCGCGCGUUUGAUGGAGAGCAAGACGCGGACGAUCCGUUUGUGUUAGAAAUGACGACUAAAAAAGAGGAAAACGAUGUUGUGCGCACGAAAUCGCGUGCAUUGGCGCGCUUUGGCAUUUACCUAGCCGAAGACAACAUGCUUGCACUGAGUUUAUGGCGUAAGCCUUUGGAGCUUGGGCACCGCAUUGCGCCGGGCGACGUAGCGCACGUCGCUGUGGGCGAUAUUCAAACCGUCAUGGAGUAUGCAAAGCGCCGCAUGCGGUGGAUUCGUGUGCGUCGGCACAUGGUGCCCGAAGCUACGUACUUGGAGCCGUUCACGGAGAGCUUGGUCGCUGGCCUCUGCGGCUGGUUUGGCAUCUACUCAUGGUUACUCCAUCCCAUCAUUGGGCCGUUGCAUGGCGGUCUGCACUGUGGCGCUUUUUUUGCAUUUUAUCUUGCAAAUCUAGCGGCGUGGUACUGGAUUGAUCUUGGCGUGCUUUCCUCGCUUCGCUGUGGGGCGCCAUUACCCGAUGCGGAGCGCAAGUACUUUCUCGGCGCUUGGUGUAUGCGCGAAUUGCUCGCAUUUCCUAUUUGGGCAUGGGCGAUGCUUGGAUCCACCGUAACAUGGCGCGGAAAGCGAUACAGAAUCUUGACGAAUGCACGCGCCGCGCAUGUACCAUCGGAUGUGCACACGGAGUAUGGAAUAGACGACUAG
Molecule: messenger RNA, 1506 nt
Organism: Malassezia vespertilionis
Lineage: Eukaryota; Fungi; Basidiomycota; Malasseziomycetes; Malasseziales; Malasseziaceae
Gene: HSX11
Product: ceramide glucosyltransferase
Exons: 1
Coding region: 1-1506 (501 amino acids)
Biological process (GO): glucosylceramide biosynthetic process
Cellular component (GO): membrane
Molecular function (GO): ceramide glucosyltransferase activity
Source: RefSeq, a predicted model, not a curated record